GUCGACAUCCAGUAUGGCAACCAACUGUGAUGAGAGUGCUAUGGCGAUCGUGCCGUUCUCGUACACGAGUCCAUUUCACGCUGCCCACUUGGCGGCCGAGCGCUUGUUCCACUUGGAUGACAUCAGCAUCCACAUCAAGCAAGAAUGGAAGCCCGAUGGUCGCGGCGGCACCGAGCUGGGAUUCGGAGCCCACGUAUACAAUGCGGCGGUGAUGCUCGCGUUCUACAUCCACAGAUACGACCUGUCUUUCAUCCUUCCCGACUACUCCUAACCUCACAUCCUCAUCACGAACCCUUCCAUCGUCCGGCAACGGCGUGUCCUGGAGCUCGGGUGCGGGACCGGCUUGGUGGCCAUCGCGGCUGCCCAUGCAGGAGCCAGCCACGUACUUGCGACCGACGGCGACGCCAACGUGGUGACGCUAGCCCAGCACAACAUCGACACCAACACGCCCCCCGAAGCCACUUCGACCUUUUCGUGCCACGCCGCAAAGCAUUUCUGGUACAUUCACCAAGAAUACACUAUUUCCUUUCGUACUUUUGUCUCUGACGUUUCGCCAUGCAACAAUUUCGAUUGACAGGGGUGAAGACGUGGACGCCCUCGGGGCUUUCGAUGUGGUGCUGGGGGCCGACAUCAUCGCAUGUCCGUACGAAGCCGCGUACGACGCGCUGCUGCUGUCGCUGCGGCACUUGCUGGCGUCGCCGUCCACCGUGGCGUUGGUCGCGUACAAGCAGCGCCACGGGUCAGAAGCCAAGUUCUUUUUCAAGCUGAAAAAGGAGUUUGAUGUGGCGGUCGUUCCCAAAGGCGACUACCACGCCGACUUUCGUGGGGAAGGCAUUGAUAUUCUGCGACUAUCGAGAAAAGAGCAGCGGAAUCUGUCGUAAACUCCAAAUAGUGUUGUCCGGAACGUUGGUCAUUGCACUAGUGAAAAAUCCCCAUACAUUCAUUCUCGUUUGACG
Molecule: messenger RNA, 956 nt
Organism: Aphanomyces astaci
Lineage: Eukaryota; Oomycota; Saprolegniomycetes; Saprolegniales; Verrucalvaceae
Exons: 3
Coding region: 145-546 (133 amino acids)
Source: RefSeq, a predicted model, not a curated record